This is a messenger RNA of Plasmodium gonderi, 486 nucleotides long. RefSeq names its product eukaryotic translation initiation factor 5A. Gene Ontology annotation, biological process: positive regulation of translational termination; positive regulation of translational elongation. NCBI's taxonomy places the organism in Eukaryota, Apicomplexa, Aconoidasida, Haemosporida, Plasmodiidae. The transcript has a single exon. The record is from RefSeq and is a predicted model, not a curated record. Bases 1 to 486 code for a protein of 161 amino acids. Gene Ontology annotation, molecular function: ribosome binding; RNA binding; translation elongation factor activity.
AUGUCAGAUCACGAAACAUAUGACAACAUUGAUGCAGGAGCGUCACAAACUUACCCUGUACAGGCAGGUGCAAUAAAAAAGAAUGGACAUGUUAUGCUAAAGGAACAUCCAUGUAAAGUAGUUGAUUAUUCAACAUCAAAAACUGGAAAACAUGGUCAUGCAAAAGCACACAUUGUAGGUAUUGAUAUUUUCACGGGGAAAAAAUAUGAAGAUAUAUGUCCAACAUCACAUAAUAUGGAUGUACCUGUUGUCAAAAGAACAGAAUUGCAAUUAAUCGAUAUUACUGAAGAUGGUUUCGUUUCAUUACUUCAUGACAAUGGAGAGACCAAGGAUGAUCUAAGUUUGCCAAAAGACUCAGAUGGAAAUUUAGAUGAAGUUGCUAAGCAAAUCCGUACCCUUUUUGAUGGUGGAAAAUCCGUAUUAGUUAGUGUUUUAUCUGCUUGUGGUCAAGAAAAAAUUAUUGCAGUCAAAGAAUUGUCAUCUUAA